This is a messenger RNA of Drosophila hydei, 3424 nucleotides long. RefSeq names its product GATOR complex protein WDR59 (gene Wdr59). The record is from RefSeq and is a predicted model, not a curated record. The transcript has 6 exons. Lineage: Eukaryota; Metazoa; Arthropoda; Insecta; Diptera; Drosophilidae. The coding region runs from base 139 to 3084 and encodes 981 amino acids. Gene Ontology annotation, molecular function: protein binding.
UUGUCUUUUGUUAUUGUUCGUGUUCGUCUUCUCUUAUCAGUUUGUUUUGUUUUGUGCUUUAGUUAGUAAAAAUUACUUAAAUUUAGCACAUCUUAUGUUGUUCUUUUACACGGCACUAUCAUCCACAUAAAAUUUAGCAUGCCGCCAACGGAGACCCUACGCGCUGGCAGUGGCAGCGGCAGCGGCAGCAAUGACCGAAAUGUCACGGGCUCCGAACAGACGCAUAUAAUCAGACAAAGCAACAAAUGCUACGAACAUCGCGAUUCCCAGGCAACGGCCAUGUCGGUGGACUACUCAGGUCAAUGGGUGCUGCUAGCUGGACGCGGUCAUUUAGCAUUACAGCGUCUUGGUCAAGACGAUGGCACACUGCGUCGCCACGAACGCCAAUCCAAAUAUGAUAUAUCUGUGGCAGAAUUUGCCAUAUGUCCCAGCCGACGUGAAUACUGUGCCAUCGCGACCAGUCAAAAUAUUGACAUCGUUCGCUGGGGUCCCGCCGAACCGCACUAUGAGAAUUCCCUGCGUGGACACACUCGCACAGUCACGGAUAUCGAUUGGCAUAGCAAGAAUUCCAACUUACUAGUUAGCUGUUCAAUAGACACGUUCUCCCACAUAUGGGAUUUACGUGAUCCACGCAAACCAGCCUUAUCCUUGAAUGCUGUCUGCAUGUCGGGUGCUACCCAGGUGGGCUUCAAUCGGGUCUCUGGCAAUCUGCUGGCUGCUGCCCAUGAUGGAGAUCUUCGCAUUUGGGACAUACGCAAAGGCAGCUGUCCAACGCACUAUAUAACAGCACACUUAAAUCGAGUGCAUGGCAUCAAUUGGAGUCACAGGCGAGAGACGUGCUUAGCCACAGCUAGCCAGGAUGGCACCGUUAAAUAUUUUGAUGUCUGCAAUCCCAGGCGAGCGGAAAAGAUAAUAACAACGUUAUCGCCCGUUUGGCGUGCCAGAUAUACACCUAUUGGAAACGGCUUGGUUAGCAUCGUGGUGCCGCAUAUGGGCCGUGGAGAGAAUAGUCUUUUGCUCUGGAGCAACAGCAAGCAAACGGAUCCAAUUUGCUCAUUUGUGGGGCACACAGACGUGAUACUCGACUUUGCCUGGCGACCCAAUCGCGAGAACUUUACAGAAAUUGAAUUGGUCACCUGGUCGCGGGAUCGUACGCUGCGCGUUUGGAAGAUCGAUGAUAAUAUGCUGAAGCUAUGCGAGCCUUCGCCCGACGAAGAUGAGGAGGUGGAGCGUGCCUCGCCGCGCUAUGAGAACGAGUUAAAUGAAUUGUCAACAGAGUUUAUGAUGCGUCCAAUGGCAGCUGCUGCCUCGCUACCCAUAACCACAGCCACCCUUCAAGUGGGAGCAAAUACGUUGCCAAUGGCUCGUUCACCCAGUUUCGGCGGUGUCUAUACGAGAAGGGAAGAGACGCAUAUUGCACGCUCGCUAACUGAUCAGCCAACCUGCUCGCUGCAGCAUGAAUUCUCAUUGUUGAAUACGAAUAUGCCCCAUGUAGAUGUGGAUAUGCUGUGCGCGAUAAAGCGUUAUGCUUGCUUCAAAAUCUGCGCCGCUGAUCAUACGAUCAUCUUGCAGGUAACCUUUCCCACUGCCUACCCGAGUCCGAAUGUGCCGCCCGAGUUUCAACUGUGCCAAGGCACAACGCUCUCCAGCGAGCUAAGCAACAUCUUACUCAAGGUGCUACGCAGCAAUGCGUUGCAGCGUGUCAAGAAAUCGCGCAGCUGUUUGGAGCAAUGUUUACGUGCUCUCGUGGCCGCCAUGAAAAAACGUGUCACAAAUGUUUCGGGUAUUGGGGCAGAUCGUAGUCAACUGUUGCUGCAAUCGCCUAGAUUAGAGGGCGCCUUGUUGAGUGCUUUACAUGAUGCGUGCAUCCCUUUUCCGCGCACUUCGGGCGUUCAUUUCAAUGCCAUUGGCAUGCUGACCACCUUUGCCCAGGUGUUGAAUACCAAACGUUUGACUUUGCGUCAGCAGACGCAAUCGCUUACGCCGCGCACCUUGAGCGUCAUCAAUGGCAGCGGAUUGCUGGGCAAUGUGAUGACCACCACGACCAAUCAACGUGAUCCGAACGCAUCGUACUACCUUCAGGAGCGGAUGAUCGCCUGCAAACGUUUGCAGGGCAAGCAACGCGUGAUGCGCCAAAUUAAUGGCACCUCACCGGUUGUCCAUGUCUACGAUGCGAGCCAGCUGCUGCAUAUAAAUCGCGAAAUGGCACGCGAUUUUAUGCUGGACAAGCAAAACAUAGCUGCAACGUGUCGGUUCAACGGCGAAAUAUGUCGUGCAAAUGGACGAUUAGAUUUGCUGCCUAUAUGGCUGCUAGCGGAGUUGAUAGCAACGCCGCACUCGCCGCACGAAUCGAUGAGCUGCGAGCUGCUCUUCUAUAAGGAUCCGUUUAAGAAAUCUCUGCUGGAAUCACUGAUCAUGCACUAUGCCACCGCUGGUGAUGUACAAAUCGCAGUGCUCCUCGCCUGCCUCUUCGACAAGUGUCCCGCUGCUCUCAUGGGCGUUAUGGAUGUGGCCGGUUGCCGGUUGCCCACACAGCUACAUUCGCAACGUUCACCUUAUCAUACGGUGCUGCCCCGUUCAUCAAGCAGCAAUUGGCAGCAGUUAAAGCAGUUGCGCAGCAACUCCUGGUCGGAUUCGUUGGAUUGGCUGGACUUUAAGCUUGGCCAGACAGAUGCCUACGCAUGUUCUCUAAUUCGACGCACUAAGAUGCCGCUCUUCGAUCAAUUUAAGCGCGCCUAUGCGGAUGUGCUCUUCGGCUGGCAAUUGCUCUCCAAGCGUGCGCUAAUCCUCAAGCAUACGCUACAUACACCAUCGCCCACACAGGGCGUUGAGUUUGUCACCGAAUGCAGCGGCUGCAACAAGCCCAAACGCACGCCUAAAUGUGAGCCCUGCAAACGACCCGUUUUGUUUUGCAUACUCUGCUGUUUGCCUGUGCGAGGAGCAGCCAAUGCUUGCCUCUCUUGUGGCCAUGGCGGUCACAUGCAGCACAUGACGCAGUGGUUUGAGCGCCACAUCGUUUGUGCUACGGGCUGUGGCUGCAACUGUUUGCAACGCACCUCCGAGCUGCUUGCCCUAAUUAGCUGAUCAUCGAAGACGAUCUCGCUGCUCCCAAUUGGAAUAGCUAUACAUUUACUCCCAAUCGAAGUAACUUUCUAGCUUAUUUACGACUUGACGCUGUGCAAAUCAAAAUAUACAUAAAUAAUUGUUUUUGUUAUAGUUAUAAAGGUUUUUUGUUUAGUCUCCAAGACAUUUUGUAACAUUUGCAUAGAUGAUCUUAAGAAAUAUAUAUUAAGUCUAUAUACUCUUACUAAAUUCUAUAAUAGGAACCCAUUUAUAAUUCCAAAAAAAUCGACAGAUUUAAAAAUCGAAAGCAUCACAAGAUCGACACAAAAAUCCAUAAAGAUACCCAUAUAUUUCUUAAAAA